This is a messenger RNA of Penicillium mononematosum, 3318 nucleotides long. RefSeq names its product cytoskeletal protein-binding protein SLA1. Gene Ontology annotation, molecular function: identical protein binding; ubiquitin binding; protein-macromolecule adaptor activity. The record is from RefSeq and is a predicted model, not a curated record. The coding region runs from base 1 to 3318 and encodes 1105 amino acids. Lineage: Eukaryota; Fungi; Ascomycota; Eurotiomycetes; Eurotiales; Aspergillaceae. The transcript has 4 exons.
AUGGGUUUCAUCGGUGUCUACUCGGCCGUGUACGACUACCAGCCACAGGGAGAGGGUGAACUCGAUAUUCGCGAGGGCGACCUCCUCUACAUCUUGGAAAAGAAUACGGAUGAUGACUGGUGGAGGGCGAAAAAGAAGGCUGGGCGGGAAGAUGAGGACGAACCUGAAGGCCUAGUCCCCAAUAACUAUGUCGAAGAGGCGCAACCAUCGCACAGAGCUACAGCCCUCUUCGACUACACGCGACAGACUGACGAGGAGGUUUCUUUCUCAGAAGAUGCCGAGCUGAUGGUGUUCGACACCUCGGAUCCAGAUUGGACGUUGGUUGGAACCAACUCGGAGUAUGGAUUUGCGCCGUCGAAUUACAUCGAAAUCAUCGAGGAUGCCUCCUCUGCAACGACUGCCCCUCCUCUACCUUCUGUUCAAGCCGAGCCUGCCGCGCCGACGCUUCCGCAGCGGCCGACGCAGACUGCCCCGGAAGAAUCCGAGACAUCGCCCGCCGGCUCUCCAGUUGAGAUGUCUCACAAUCCCGCUGCUGCUGCGAUUGCCAGUAUCAUCCACAAGCAGCAUGCCCCUGCGGAAGCACCUACCGAGACGACUAGAGAUGAGCCCCCUCCACCCAGUCUUCCGGUUCGGCCAUCGUACGAUCAAGCAGAAGACCGUGAGGAGUCUCCGCCGCCCAGCCUGCCUCGUCGACCACCUUCGGAACCUGUCUCUCCGCCUAUAGAACAUUACUCGCCUGACCCAACCCCACCACCCCGUCCUCGGCAGGCGGCGCCUGCUAUGGGUCGUGAUGGGACACAUGUCAAAGAAUCUCCCCCUUACAACCGAGCAGGUGAGAUGACGCCUCGGUCACCUUCUGGCUAUCAUAUCUACAACAUCAAUGAGAUGGUUGAAGUUAUGGGCAAGAGAAAGAAGAUGCCAACUACAUUGGGAAUCAACCUGGCGACUGGAAUCAUCUUCAUUUCUCCUGAAGGUGAUGAUCGGCAGAAAGAAUGGAGCGCGGAGAAGCUCACUCAUUACUCGAUUGAAGGAAAACAUGUCUUUGUUGAUCUUGUCCGGCCUAGCAAGAGCAUCGAUUUCCACGCAGGUGCCAAAGACACAGCCCAUGAGAUUGCAGCGGCACUCGGCGAGAUCGCCGGUGCCUACCGGGCAGAAGGAUUGCGUGAGGUCAUUGAGGCAGGGGAAGGUGGCGGUCAAAAGAAGGGACAGAUCCUGUAUGACUUCAUGGCGCAAGGUGAUGAUGAAGUUACAGUAGCUGUGGGGGACGAGGUCAUUGUCCUUGAUGAUACCAAGUCUGAAGAGUGGUGGAUGGUGCGGCGCUUGAAGAACAACAAGGAAGGUGUUGUCCCCAGUAGCUACGUUGAAAUCACAGGAUUGGUACCGAAGGCGCCGCCAAUGCCUAGCGAACCAGGCCUGUCGACUGUGGAAAAGAACCGGAUGGAGGAGAUGAGGCUGUCCAAACUUGCAAUGAGCAAGUCACGGACGGACUCGAUGGAUUCAUCUGACCGUCACAGCAAGAGAGACAGCAAAAUCAAGUCGAAGCCUGAUCCGACUAAAGUGCGAAAGUGGACGGACCGGACCAAGGACUUUACAGUCGAAGCCCAGUUCAUAGGUCUCCAGGAUGGUAAAAUCCAGCUCCACAAGGUCAACGGUAUCAAAAUUGCCGUCCCUGUCUCGAAGAUGUCUGUCGAAGAUCUCGAGCAUGUCGAAAAGAUCGCCGGCGUCUCGUUGGAUGAGGACAAACCUCUUUCAAGUAUCCGACCUCGGGUUGGCAUUAACAAGGAUCCCAAAUCCGGGGCUUCCAAGUCCGGGGCUUCUGUACAACGUUCCGACUACGAUUGGUUUGACUUCUUCCUUAAGGCUGGCGUUGGGCCACAUCGCUGUGAACGAUAUGCACAGUCAUUUAUCAAGGAUUCUAUGGACGAAUCUGUGCUUCCUGACAUUACAUCUGACAUCCUCCAGACUUUGGGUCUAAACCAGGGUGAUACCUUGCGAGCUCGAAACGUCAGUUUCGGCGGUGAGGAAGUCAUUGGCAAUGGUGAGGACGGAGGGCAAGGCGGUCUGUUUUCCGGGCCUGGUGGUGUGCUGCGCAACAACACUCGUAGGGGCAGACCUACACCGAACGUUCAAGCUGGAGAGGUUGAUCCCAAAGCGUUCGGGCAGGGAGACGAACCUAAGUCACCAGAUAGCUCGGCGAGCCCACAACCCCCUGCGGCAGCUGAAAAGCCUGCUGCAGCCGGGUUUGAAGAUGAUGCUUGGGAGGUGAAACAACCGAAACAGCCUGCUAGGCCAUCCGCAGCCACCCCAACUCCUCCACCCGCGGCAGCUCAGGUUCCUCAGCCAACAGGGGCAAUGGCGGAUCUGACUUUGCUCCAAACUCCUUUGCAGCCGACCCCGGCUCAGCCUACUACUCAGCCUACUAGUCAACCUGCCCCGCCUAUGCCUGCCCUACAGCCGCAGGCCACUGCUGUGCAAUCACCAGCUGUACAACAGCCUCAGCAAACAGGUGCCACUCCCAGUUUGUUUGCGCAAGUAGCACAAAUAGGACAGCAUCAACAAGGUUUCAGCCCUCAGCAGACUGGGUUCCAAGCACAGGCCAGGCAACGCCCUCAGGCCCCUCAGGCAAUUGGACAAAAUUCACUUCUGCCUCCACCUCCGCCUCCACAGCGCCCACUGUCCGCGCCUCAGAAUUUCUCGCAACAGCAAAACUCCUUUGGUCCUCCUCCGUUGCAAGCUCAACUGACGGGCAUUCCCCAGGCGGGUCCUCCUGUUGCUCCUCCUGGCCAGAGUCUGAGCGAAAUAAACCAGCAGCGUUACCAACCUGCGAUGCAGCCGCAAGCGACCGGAUUUAUGGGUCAAAACCAAUACCAGAAUGGUUUAAUGCCGCAGCCAACAGCGUUUACUCCCCAGUCACAAUUCGGUAUCCAGCAGCAGCAACAGCAGCAGCCGUUUGGUGGCCAGAUGGCCCCUCAACAAACUGGGUUCCAGGGACUUGGGCCGCAGCCCACAGGCUUUGGUGGAUACGGACAAUUCCAACAACCAAUGCAGACUGGUAUCAACUCUGUUCUUCCUCCUCCACUGCAACCACAACCCACUGGUGCCAAUGGCUACGGCAACCAGUCCUACACAUCCCCGCCCCCUGUGCCGCCAAUUCCACAGCAACCAACAGCCACUCCUCUAUCACCACAGAAGACCGGACCGCCUCCCUCCGUCAGAUUUGGUGUCAAGCCAGAUGGUCCCAAGAAGCUUGAGCCACAGCCAACUGGUCUCAGAGCCAAUCUUUCCCAAGCCACCCCCACUAAUCCGUUCGGCUUCUAA